AUGGUCGAGUUGAGAGUCAGUCACGAUGCGCCGACUUUUCAGUAAGCAAAUGAAUACAUCAAAGAGACUUUCUCAACUUAACUCAGAACCACUUACACUUACAUGAUCGCCUGGGACCAGGACAUGACCGCGAGUGAGCAGAAAAAGUACUCUCUGAACAAGAAACCGUCGGCCGUCAGUCUGAAGUCUUCCAAAUCGAUGCCGGGCGGUCCAGCUCCGGUCGAUGUCGUGUGUGACGGUCCGUGCAAACGCAUUUUCCCAUCGAGUCUUCUCAACACCAUCGGAAGGUUUCUUUGCUCCUAUUCUCUCACUUGCUCAAUCACUUCAGAUGCGAUCAUUACCUGUGCAACGCGUGCUACGGAAUCGUGACCAACUCGGACGGAACUCCCGGAUGCAGUGCCUUGAGCUGCUACGGAAAAGGAAAUACCCGCAAGGAGGCGAAGAAGUUCCACGAGAAAGAAGUGUGUCAGAAGCAGAGGGAGCGAGCUCGCGACAUGAAAUCCCGCGGCAUCGACGUCAAAUCGGCGUCUUCCUUUUCUUCGCUGACCUCCAAUCUGAGCGUCAGUUCCAAAUCGUCGACUUCCAUCGGUUCCGCGGAAAGCGAUGGCAUCACGAGCACGUUUACGGAGCAGCCGAGUGCGCAGAAACUGAAGAUUCCGGAGUCGGUCAAAGUCAAAUUGAUUAUUGUGGAAUCGACGAAGGAUUACGGAAUGCUCCAGUAGGUUUCAAGCCACCAGUUCUCAGUUCAUCUAAUCCGUUACAGUACUCUGGCUGAGCUGGGAACCCUGUCGACCACUCGGAUGCUGGAGGCGGUGAACAUGCUGAUGUACCGCAAGAAACGGGAUCCGGAUGAGUACCUCCGUCGGGGAACUCUCUAUUACGCGAAGCAGACGAAGGAUGGGACGAGAGAGAUGCGCCGUGUGCCAAAAAGAGAGUAUUCGAAUCUGAAUCUCUACCAUUUUCCGAAAAUGUGAGCACAAUCCAGUUUCACUCCUUUUUGUGACCUAAUUUCAGUGCCGAUUACAUUGCGCUUGUGCUGGAUAUGGGCGAUUUUGUGACCGAGGGAAGCGACAUCUUUUUGGGAUAAAGUGAACUGUUUUGAGUAAAAUAUUAUAGACACCAUUCUGUUUUUGGAGGAGGGGCCGACGUGAAACGUGGCAACACAUCUUAAAAAACAAAAACGUGUUAAUGGGACAAAAGAGCCACAAUUCAAGUUAUUGUAAGAUUACAUCCACGCAAAUUUUAAUACGAGCAAAGCAGUGUUUAGAAUAUGAGCCGUGAGUUUUCAAAAGUUUAAGAAGGUCCUCGGAACUUUCGGCCUUUUUUCGGUGCAAACAACAGCUGCCGCGAGAAAAAGAAAAAAGCGAAGGAUCAGGAGGAGAAAACCGCUGCUCCCGUCGAAAAGAGCGCUCGGAUCAAAAAGUCGAAGAGCAUCUUCUCCCGUCGCGAGAGCAAUGAGCCCGAUCCCGAAGAGACAGAGGCCUUCGCUGUAGGCUGCCCAACCCACAUCUCUUCUUCCGUACUCGAUCCUUUCCAGAUGAUCUGUCGCUGCCUGAUCCAGCAUCGCUGGUACCACGGAGUGAUGCCACGUGGCGAGAUCACGACCCUGCUGGAGGACGAAGGCGACUUCUGCGUGCGCAAAACGACGGAGAAAGGCAAGCCGAUCGCGUGCAUCUCUGUCAAGAACGGCGCCGAAGUCCGCCACUUUCCGCUGCUCUACGAGAACGGAACUUGGACGAUGAAACAUGUAAGGAAAUGGAAGGGAUUUCAAAUAGAAAUGGCCCUUUACAGCUGGACAAGAAUCGAAAGUUCUACGAGGUUGUCGAACUGCUCAACGCGCUGGUCCUCGAGAAGAUUUCCCUGUCUGGAGCUACUCUGAUCCGUGCCGUUCCCCGCCCGGACUACUAUAUUCCCCAUGCAGAUAUUCAAAUGAUCGUCUUGCUCGGAGGUACGGAUAUCACAUUUCCGGCGCGAGAAACAUCGCUUUCUUGCAGAGGGAGCGUUCGGAGAAGUCUGGAAAGGAAUGCUCCGUCGCCACGAAGUGGGAGCAGACAAGACGCAGGGUGGAGUGCAAACGGAGAAAGGAGCGAAGUCGGAGACGUACGUGGCCGUCAAGAAAAUGAAGGGAAACGCGACAAAGGCGAUGACGGAGGAGUUCGUGUUGGAGGCGAAGCUGAUGCGCCAGUUGAUCCACCCCAACAUCGUGACGGUCUACGGUGUGGCGCCCAGUGAGGAGCCUCUCAUGAUUGUGCUAGAGCUCGCUGCCAACGGCUGCUUGAAGUCCUACGUCGCAAAGUACAACUGCCCCGUCGACCAACUGACGCAGUUCACUUCCGAUGCCGCGCGUGGAAUGGCGUACCUUUCGUCGAAACUUGUGAUCCAUCGAGACUUGGCCGCUCGCAACCUUCUGCUCGGAUCCGCCGUCGAGGUGAAAAUUUCUGACUUUGGACUCUCGUCGUCCGGAAAAGCAGAGGUGAAAGUGGACAAGAUGAAGUUGCCGAUCCGUUGGCUCUCUCCGGAAACCCUCCAGGAGGGCGUGUUCACCACGAAAACGGACGUCUGGUCGUACGCGGUCACUCUUUGGGAGAUUUUCACCCGCUGUGCCUCCGACCCGUACCCCGGACUGACGAACCAACAGGCGAAAGAGCUGGUCCGCGGCGACGCCCCGCCGAUCACUCCGCCCGAGGGAGCUCCGCUGAUUGUGGCCAGGAUCAUGCAGGAGUGCUUCUCCAAGGUAACGAACUGUAUUGGCAACCAAAAUACAGUAAUUCUUUCCAGAACCCGGACAACCGCCCGACCUUCACCUCCAUCCUGAAACGUCUGUGCCCGAACGAGGAUGUGACUGUCUACGAAGUGAAGGGAGCGGAGACGACGUCGUCGACCAGCAAACUGACUCUUAGGACUGCUUCUGCCGAGCCGACGUCGUCUGCGUCGACUUCCACAAUGACUAAGAAGACGGACGGAUCGAAUCGCAGCCGUCGCGGACCGCGCAAGACCGCCAGCGUCCGCAACGUCCGCAAGAAGAACUAG
Messenger RNA from Caenorhabditis sp. 36 PRJEB53466, 3030 nucleotides. The record is from the annotation of a GenBank genome assembly. Lineage: Eukaryota; Metazoa; Nematoda; Chromadorea; Rhabditida; Rhabditidae.